UGGCAUAACCUCAAACAGCCGCAUGUAUUGAUAUCGACGCAUGUAUGCACGUAUAUUCUUCGAAUUUAUUAUGAACGAUUAUUCUUUGCGAACGUAUCACCGUAUCUUUCGCUUAAUUUCAUCGCAGUCCCAUCAGAAUUCUUCCAUCAGCGACACCUAGUAUUUUCUCGAAAAGACAUAAUCUGCAGUUUAUAGGGUUAAAAUGUCGAAAUUAGCGUAUCGCUUAAAGUCUAUUUAUCUUGCAUAUAUGGCAAAACCGAAGCUACCAAUACCACCCUAUAAACAUAUUGUUCAACUAGGAGAUCCCAUCCUACGCUAUAAAGCUGAACCUGUACCUCUCUCAGAAAUAGGAACUCCAGAAUUCUGUCAAAUAAUAGGUCUCAUGGCAAAAGCAUUGGAAAUAUUUAAUAUAGCAGGUCUGUCAGCCCCACAAAUAGGAGUUGGUAAACGGAUCAUGGCAUUUCAGUACCCAAGAAGCAAAGACUCUACUUACGAUGAAAAAAGUUAUAAGGCAAUGGAAAUGGAGGAAGUGCCGUUACAGUUUUGGAUCAAUCCUGAACUGAAAAUUCUAGACUGGGACAAAGUCUCACAUCCAGAAGGCUGUGCAAGUUUGAAAGGUCUCUGUGCAGACGUUCCGCGAUACAAAAAAGUUGCUUUAAAAGGUUACGAUGAACGGGGUCAGGAGAAAACCUUAGAGGCUAGUGGGUGGACUGCUCGUAUCAUCCAGCAUGAAAUGGAUCAUCUCGAUGGCGAUUUUUUCGUAGAUAAAAUGGUUCCUAAAACUCUUAAGAAUUCUGGAUGGCAGCUUAUCAAUCUUAAACAAGGGCGUAUUAAACUAGAUUUUGGGCCAUUUAAUAUGGACACUUAGGCACUAUUUUAUUCGAGUUUUUAAAAUUUGAGUUUUAAUGAAUUUUUGUACCUAAAUAAAUAAAUAAAGAAAUGAAACAAAUAUCAAA
Molecule: messenger RNA, 956 nt
Organism: Bemisia tabaci
Lineage: Eukaryota; Metazoa; Arthropoda; Insecta; Hemiptera; Aleyrodidae
Product: peptide deformylase, mitochondrial
Biological process (GO): N-terminal protein amino acid modification; peptidyl-methionine modification
Cellular component (GO): mitochondrion
Molecular function (GO): peptide deformylase activity
Source: RefSeq, a predicted model, not a curated record